GCUUUACAAUAGAUUCUCAAUUAGAUAAUCAUUUAAAGAUGUAUGCACUAGAAAAUAAAGAUAAUCCAAACUUUACUCAACAAGAAUUGGCAGAUAAAUUUGAAAUCGGUCAAACAACUGUAGCUGAUAUUCUUGCACAAUCAUUAUAUUGGCUUGGUCUAGAUGAAGAAAGUAUUCUUCCUUUUACAGAAAUUAAUAAAUUUAUAGAUUCAGAAUUUCUUGUUGAUUUAACUAAUGAAGAAGAAAUGGAGUUAGAAAAUCUUAUUACACAAUUUCAAAAUUCAAAAAAUCCUGAAAACCCUGAAUACUUAAAUAUUUCUACAUAUAAAUCUAUUGAAAUUGAGAAAAAUUAUACAAUAGGUGAAAUGCCUACAGUCGAAGAUAUUAUAGCAGAGAUACAAGAAAAUGAGUCUAAAAAAGAACCAAAGCAACAAAUUAAACCUGUUACAGCAAUUCAAACCGUUAUAGGAUUAGAUUCAAUAUUAGGCUAUAUUGAACAACCAGAGUUAAGUCUUGAGAUUGAUAUUAAAGUUUUCUCAGAACUCAAGUGGAUAUGA
Molecule: messenger RNA, 557 nt
Organism: Cetraspora pellucida
Lineage: Eukaryota; Fungi; Glomeromycota; Glomeromycetes; Diversisporales; Gigasporaceae
Source: the annotation of a GenBank genome assembly